UUCCUCCACUCCCCUCCACCCCCUUCAAAAACCCCGUCACCAUCCUCUUUCCCCUCUUUCUCCCAAACCCCCGCUGCUUUCCUUUCCAAACUACUCUCUCCUUCUCUCAUCUCUCCCAGCAGAGCAUUACAGAACAUUAAAAUGGCGGAAACGGCAGACUUAAAGACCGAGCACACAAACCCUCCAGAAGCAACGGAGGCAGGAAACAGCCAACCGGUGGCGGAUUCAGAGGCCGCCACCACAGCCACAAACACACCCAAGUGGCCUGGAUGGCCUGGAGACAAUGUAUUCCGCUUAAUUAUUCCUGCCGUUAAUGUUGGAAGUUUAAUUGGGCGAAAAGGGGAGGUUAUUAAGAAGAUGUGUGAUGAAACUCGAGCCCGGAUUCGUAUCCUUGAAGCCCCCGUUGGCACCCCUGACCGUGUGGUUCUGAUAUCUGGCAAGGAAGAGCCGGAUGUUCCUUUGUCCCCAGCAAUGGAUGCAGCAGUAAGAGUGUUUAUGCGAGUUAUCGGUGGUGGUGAAGGUGACGAUAAAGGUUCAGCAGCUAAUGCAGCUGCAUUUUCUUCAAUUCGGUUAUUGGUUGCCUCAACACAAGCUAUUAAUUUGAUCGGAAAGCAGGGAUCUACUAUUAAAACAAUACAAGAGAGCAGUGGUGGCGUUGUGAGGAUUUUGCCUGAAGGUGAUCUUCCUUCAUAUGCAGCUUCUGACGAAAGGAUUGUUGAAAUACACGGGGAGUCUUCUAAAGUUCAAAAAGCAUUGGAAGCAGUCCUUGGUCAUCUGAGGAAGUUUUUGCAUGAUCACAGUGUUGUGGCUGUGUUUGAGAAAACUUACAAAGGGACGAUCUCGCAGGAUUCUUUGGAAGAUAAAUCCCAAUCCUUGGCACAUAAUACCACAUCUCAGACAUUGAUUAGUGCUGAUCAUUCUCUAUCAUUGAAGCGGGAAAGUUAUUAUGACCGUGAAGCUGAGCUUGAUAUGAGAUUCCCUCGUUCUGCAGUGUCACUGUAUGGGUCAGAUCCGUCUCUCACUUCUCUUCAUUCUACGGGACUUACUCGUGGUGCUGCUCCUAUUAUAACUCAGAUAACACAAACGAUGCAAGUACCACUUUCUUAUGCUGAAGACAUCAUUGGAAUUGCUGGAAGAAAUAUUGCCUACAUCCGCCGUUCAAGUGGUGCAGCUCUUACCGUCCAAGAAAGUCAUGGUCGAGGUGAUGAGAUCACUGUAGAAAUUAAGGGCACUGCGACUCAGGUCCAGACUGCUCAACAGCUUAUUCAGGAUUCAAUUAAUGGGCAAAAGAUGGCUCCUUCUAGCUUGUAUGGAAAGAGUGAUUUGGGGUUGGGUUCUUCUGCUUAUUCACAUCUACCAGAAAGCACGUACCACCCUUCGUCCUUGUCAUCUUUAUCGUCCUACACAAGUCAAGGUCUUGGAGGAAGUUAUACUUCUGGCUUGGGAGGCUACAGUAGCUACAGGUUCUGAGUCUUUCUGCAACAACUACUGCAGUUGCAGAGUUGAUUUCGUUUUGUAUCUGUUAAGUUUGGUACUCCUACAUGUAUUAUUGGUUACUAGAUGAACUUGUUUUUAUUAGGAAAUUUUCAAGUUGAUAACCUUCUAAUCUUGUCAAAUGCAAUAGACAGAAGGUUGUGCUAAUGUGCUAUUCUGAACUGAACUGAACUUUCCUUCAAUCUCGUGCCUUUUCUGUUACCAA
Molecule: messenger RNA, 1699 nt
Organism: Spinacia oleracea (spinach)
Lineage: Eukaryota; Viridiplantae; Streptophyta; Magnoliopsida; Caryophyllales; Amaranthaceae
Product: RNA-binding KH domain-containing protein PEPPER
Exons: 6
Coding region: 142-1470 (442 amino acids)
Molecular function (GO): RNA binding
Source: RefSeq, a predicted model, not a curated record